CUCCCGGUGCCCGUCUCCAGCGCCGCCGGAGCCAGCGAGGGAGCGGGAGCCAACAGGAGGAGGCGGAGGAGGAGGAGGAGGCCGCGUCGCCGCCGCUCGGAGCCCGGCCGGAACCUCCCAGGUACAUGGUGCGGGUCCGAGCCGUGGUGAUGGCCCGAGAUGACUCCAGUGGGGGCUGGCUGCCUGUGGGGGGCGGGGGCCUCAGCCAGGUGAGCGUAUGUCGGGUCCGAGGGGCCAGGCCCGAGGGGGGGGCCCGCCAGGGGCACUACGUCAUCCACGGGGAGCGGCUUCGGGACCAGAAAACCACCCUGGAGUGUCCCCUGAGGCCAGGUUUGGUUUACAACAAAGUGAACCCUAUCUUCCACCACUGGAGUCUGGGUGACUGCAAGUUCGGCCUGACGUUUCAAAGUCCUGCCGAGGCUGACGAGUUCCAGAAGAGCCUGCUGGCUGCGCUGGCUGCACUGAGCCGAGGCUCGCUCACUCCCUCCUCUUCCUCUUCCUCCUCCUCCCCUUCCCAGGACACUGCAGAGACACCCUGCCCUCUGACGUCCCACGUGGACAGCGACUCCUCCAGUCACAGCCGCCAGGAGACGCCUCCCACAGCCGCGCCAGCGCCCAUCGUCACAGUGGAGUCCGCGGCUGCCUUCCCGCCGGCCACGCCCCCCCAACGUCGGCGCUCCUCUGCUCAGAGCUACCCUCCGCUCCUACCGUUCACUGGGAUUCCCGAAGCCUCGGAGUCUCUGGCUGGAGCGGGGAGCCAGGGCUGGGGCGGCCGCGGCUACGAGGACUACCGUCGAUCGGGACCGCCGCCACCUCUCGCCCUGUCGACCUGCGUCGUGCGCUUCGCCAAGACUGGUGCACUACGGGGUGCGGCCCUGGGUCCCCCAGUGUCACUCCCUGCCCCUCUGGCCGAGGCAGCACCCCCAGCACCUCCCGCCCGUCCACCCCCGGGCCCGGGCCCCACCCCUGCUCCGGCCAAGGCCUCCCCAGAGGCUGAGGAGGCUGCGCGCUGCGUGCACUGCCGAGCGCUCUUCCGCCGCAGAGCAGAUGGGCGUGGCGGUCGCUGCGCGGAGGCCCCGGACCCAGGUCGCCUGCUAGUGCGCAGGCUCAGCUGCCUGUGGUGCGCCGAGAGCUUGCUGUACCACUGCCUGUCGGACGCCGAGGGCGACUUCUCGGACCCCUGCGCCUGUGAGCCAGGCCACCCACGCCCUGCGGCGCGCUGGGCUGCCCUGGCCGCGCUGUCCCUGGCGGUUCCCUGUCUCUGCUGCUACGCGCCCCUGCGCGCCUGUCACUGGGUCGCAGCGCGCUGUGGCUGUGCGGGCUGCGGGGGUCGCCACGAGGAGGCCGCUCGGUGAGGAUCUUUGGGCUGGUUUGGAAAUCCGAAGACCCAGAAUGGAAGGUCCAGGACCCUGAACUUCAUAGGAACCUAAAACUCAAACUUAGGUACAUCUGAAACUUGGAGCUUGGAUGGAUUUGAGAGAUCCCAGAUCUGGUACCUGGACCCUAAACCUAGGACUGAGAUCCCAGACCCAGCUUCAUCAGGAUGUCUGUCAGGUGGACCCCGGAGUCCUGAAUUCCGGAUUCUUCCUCCCGCUUCCCAGACUGGGCAGGCUCAUAACAUCUCCAAACAUUGCAUCUCAGAGGGCCCAGGAGCUCACAUCCCUGAGACCCAGGGAUCUUGGACCCCGACUCUGUCUAAAUCCCCAGCCCAGCCCAGACCUCGGGUCAUACUUGACAUUGUAAACACUCAUAUUAUGGCCCCCAGAUUAGUCAGAAGUUGCUAGACCUGACCCCAUAGCAAAUGACUUAGACCUUACGACUAGAGGAGCCAGGAUCACCCUGCAUUUUCACCUGAGACCUGAUAGUCCCACAUCUAGAUGUUUUUAUAGCCCCGGGACCCAGAGACAGCAGGAUGGCCUGACAUCACCAGACACUGGCCUGAAGGCUCUCCACUCCUGUGCAGGUGACCCACAGAUUCCCUAGCACCCCAGAUUUAAAACGCACUAAGUCCUUAGAUA
Molecule: messenger RNA, 2018 nt
Organism: Psammomys obesus (fat sand rat)
Lineage: Eukaryota; Metazoa; Chordata; Mammalia; Rodentia; Muridae
Gene: Spred3
Product: sprouty related EVH1 domain containing 3
Exons: 6
Coding region: 126-1355 (409 amino acids)
Biological process (GO): multicellular organism development; negative regulation of MAPK cascade
Cellular component (GO): membrane
Molecular function (GO): protein kinase binding
Source: RefSeq, a predicted model, not a curated record